Molecule: messenger RNA, 2073 nt
Organism: Archocentrus centrarchus (flier cichlid)
Lineage: Eukaryota; Metazoa; Chordata; Actinopteri; Cichliformes; Cichlidae
Exons: 4
Coding region: 29-1399 (456 amino acids)
Molecular function (GO): protein binding
Source: RefSeq, a predicted model, not a curated record
UCCGUACUCGGCUUAGGUUAGCUUGAGGAUGGAGGAGAUAGAGCUUCUUCCACCAGAAGUUUGGGUCUACGUAUUCAGCUACCUGACCACAGAAGAAAAACACACGGUCCGCUUUUGCUGCAAGUACCUCAAAAGUCUCGUCGACCACCCGUCCCUAUGGAGAGACUACAUCGUGGUGCUGUCCGACCUGCGACGCUACACGUACGGCUUCUGGGAUACACUAAACUAUCGCAGUCUCACCCGAAUCACGGUGCGACACUUACGGCGCAAAGAGUGGCGACGUCUCGUGAAGUUCCUACCGUCGCUCACCACCAUUGUCUUUGUGGAUGGAGGGCGGCAGUAUAAAGAGAAAUACUUAGACGCCCUGUCUAGGUUCCCUAACCUAAGGGGUCUCGGGGUGCGAAACGCUAUCUGGGAAGAACCGGUGCUGGGGCAGAAUCUGACCGGGCAGCUGCAGGAGCGGCUGACUCAGUUAAGUGUGUGCAACGUUCGUCUGCCCGACACGGUGCAGUUCAUCAACAGCGUGUCGCGCCUGGUCAACCUGCGCUACUUGCUCUUCCACCAGCAGGGAGAGGGCUACGGGCUGGAUACGGUGAGGCCGGUGCCCUGCACCAUUUUCCAUAACCUGCUUCUGAACCUGAAGAAGCUCAAACACCUAUCCUGGGGGAUGAAAGGGGAGCCGCCGGAGCCGCUACCCGACGAUUACUUCAGCCCCGCGGACCCGGACCAACCAGUGUACUGUUAUGGUGGUCCUGCGCUGAUCUCUCUGGAGCUGGUGGAUUACCCAGAAACCACCCUGUCAGAGAACGCACUAAGGAGCCUGACCUCACUUGAGUCGCUGUCUGUCAGGUACAGGUACAUCAGAGAGGGCAUCGAGUGUCGCCUGCGAUCCUGGCUCAGUCCUCUGAAUCGGUUAAAAUCUCUCACUAUCAUUGGUGGGAAUUCUCUAACCACAUAUACCACCACCAUCCCGCCCAGUGUGAACAGGUUGACAAUGCGAGUGGCUAUAACUCUGAAAGAUAUGGACUCUAUCGCGCCUAAAGUCCCGGGACUGGAGCACCUUGACAUUGAGCAGAACCGCUCCAGCGGCAGUCUCUGCAGACGGAUCCCUAUGUUGUUCCCUCAACUGAAGACACUCAGGAUACGAUUUUUCCGCCGGGAACCAGAGAAAGACCUGCUGUGCCUCCACAAGCUACGACACCUGGUGCGGCUGGAGCUGGUCGUGGAGCGCUCAUUCAUCCUAAGAGAUUACCUCAACGGUCACCCCUGGCCAAGCCCAUCGGUGCAGGGGCUGAUCAGUGAGCUGCAGGAGUUGUCCGAGAAUAGGAUCACGGUCAUAACCACAAUGCGGCAAAGGCACGCUCUGCGUGAAUGUGACUGUGUGUGGGAAGGAGAUUGAACAGGUGGGAGGCAGGAAUCUGGGAAAUAAGUAAUUUUUUCUUCCCUAAAGCAUUGCACCCGAAAAUCACUAAAGAAAAAUGAUCAGUGUCUAAAAGACCUGAGGUAAGAGCCACCUGUUGUCUGAAGGAAAAAGUAUAAAGACAGCCAUGGAUGAGGUGAACUGAAGGUCUUCUCAAUCAUAAAGAUAAAUAAUGGGCCAAAAUGGGAUACAUUUUGGACAAUGAACAGAAGACCAGAGCAGCUGUUACAUCCGGUUAUGUGUGGCUGGUUUGCAAAAUAGUACAGUAUACAAACAAAUCCACAGACAUAACCUUAUGAAGGCACAAAGUCACCAACACAUUAAAAUGCAACAUUUGCAGGAGAGAUCACGAAAAGUCAGAUGUGUCAGUUUAUUCCAGUUCCCACAGGGAUUCAGUCACAUGACUUUUGUGUAAGAUCUGGCAGUACUGCUUACUAUAAAUUAAAAUGGAAGAAAGUAGCAACAGAUCACUGAGAAGUUAGUUUAAGAGUUUUUCAAGAAUCAGCCAAUAUUGCCCCAUGAGCGGAAAAACAGGAGGAUAUACCGUAUUUUUCGGACUAUACGUCGCUCCGGAGUAUAGGUCGCACCAGCCAAAAAAUGCAUAAUAAAGAAGAAAAAAACAUAUAUAGGUCGCACUGGACUAUAAGUCGCAC